AUGCGCGUGUUGCAUGCCUCAAGUAUGUUGGUUAUCAUGUCUGCAGUCAUUCAUAUCGACGGCAACGUUGGCUCGACGGGAACUCCUGCCCAGACUGGUGAAACUGAUAAUCAAUCCGCGACAGAGAUAGCCCACCACCACUUGCGAAACCCAAGUAAAUAUGUGGAGAUAUCAGAGGAGAGGAAAAAUGAUAAAUUAACGAGAAAAAUGUUGGCGAAGAAGGCUCAAAGAAUAGCCGAGACAUCUGCCGAGAUAGAGAAGAUCACCAGCGUGCUUGAUAGCCCAGCUAAAGAUCAGUGGAAAAUUGCGUUGAAUAAUGAGCUUCGACUUAAUUAUGACGCAGAAAUUGAAGCUUUAUAUAAAAGCGCUUUAAUCCGAUCGUUGAGGAAGGUUGCCGAAUUAAUCGACAAAGGUGAAAGUAAUAAAUAUGUCCAAAAUGUAUUCCAAGCGAUGUCCAAAAUCGAUAUCGCCAGUAUCUCAUCACUCGAGCUGGAUACAGAAAUGGUGCAGAAGAUUUCAAAUGCCCAAGCACAAUACUCUCUCGCUUACGAACUCGCAGAGCUUUUAGGCUAA
Molecule: messenger RNA, 573 nt
Organism: Plasmopara halstedii
Lineage: Eukaryota; Oomycota; Peronosporomycetes; Peronosporales; Peronosporaceae
Exons: 1
Coding region: 1-573 (190 amino acids)
Source: RefSeq, a predicted model, not a curated record